Molecule: messenger RNA, 1180 nt
Organism: Ornithodoros turicata
Lineage: Eukaryota; Metazoa; Arthropoda; Arachnida; Ixodida; Argasidae
Exons: 1
Coding region: 146-916 (256 amino acids)
Biological process (GO): regulation of DNA-templated transcription
Molecular function (GO): double-stranded DNA binding
Source: RefSeq, a predicted model, not a curated record
GCAAGCCAACGCAAAGUAGCCAAGAGUGGCCAGGAGUAACAAGCCAUGCCUUUUCUGAGCCUGACAUCAUCUCUCUUCAGCACAUACUAAGCAGGCAAGCAGUAUCCAAGGUAGCGUCCAACGCAGUGUGACUGACUAAGGACAAAUGCAACGCAUGAUGAUCACAGCGAGGACUAUGUUAUGUGCGAGAAAGUGGAGCAGAAAAAGACACUUUUCGCACGUGAUGCCCGAUGACCACGAAGACAUCGUCACUCUACGAGAAUCUAUCUGCCGUGAAAUCCCUUGUUUUCCCGUCGGAUCUGAGAGAGAGUGCGAUAAUGUCAUUCGCAUUUUCCGUGGCCAUGGAUUUACCGACAAGGUUGUCCGUGAAGCUAUUAUUCGAGCUCCCAGAAUGGUGGAACUUUCAAAGCAGAUUAACGAUCUUUUGUGCGUUUGGAGAGGAAUCUUUAAAGACGAAAACAACUUUUUAAAAGCUAUCGGCAGUUAUCCAGAACUUUUAUACUUGAAACCGUCAGCAAUCGAGACGCGCAGAGAUCAACUACUGACCAUAUUCCCAAGAGGAGACAUAAUGAAGCUUAUGCAGAUUUGCCCUCGUGUUUUGGUGGACGAAUGGGAGGAAGUUCUAACGAAAAUAGACUAUGUUGUGCUAACUAUGGGUAUAAAGCAAGAAGAUAUCCUAAAGAGUAAAGUCCUCAGUUACUCCCUGCCCUACAUCAAAGUUCGCCACCUGUCUCUGCUGCGAUGUGGGGUUUACAAAACGCCCAAGGAGAAGGACAGGCAGAAUAACAAUCCACCCUUAAAACAAAUAUUUGAUACCCCCACUGGACGCUUCAUUCAGUUGGCUGGACUUACUCAGGAAGAAUUUGAGGUCUUUGAGAAGAUGGUUUCCAUCUAUGAUGUUGAUGAACUAGACUAGACGAUCUGGCUAGUACAGCGAGGAUGCUAAGAAAGCCAACUCAUGUGCGUCAUUAUUUAUAAAGCAGGCCACUCGAUUUGUUGAGUCAUCAUGCCAAUGUGUUGCACUGCCUCCUAGAAGAGGUGUACAAUGUAGUCUAAUGGUUCUAAAAUUACCACCACCAUUAUACAGAUGUUGUUACAUCCAUUUUUUUGUGGAUGCAAUGAACCAUUUAGGGGCUCGUUGGGCAUUACUGAGAUUCAAAUAAAGAAAAUACAGACUUUA